Rhipicephalus microplus (southern cattle tick) is the source of this 1866-nucleotide messenger RNA. RefSeq names its product arylsulfatase B. Gene Ontology annotation, molecular function: sulfuric ester hydrolase activity. NCBI's taxonomy places the organism in Eukaryota, Metazoa, Arthropoda, Arachnida, Ixodida, Ixodidae. The record is from RefSeq and is a predicted model, not a curated record.
AUGACGUCAGAGGUACCGAAUGUCGCUUCAUCGAUGAUAACCAUUGUUUUGCUGCCAUGGCUAUCAAAGGCUUCUAAAAUGCCACCAAACAUUAUAUUCAUUCUUGCUGAUGAUCUGGGCUGGGAUGACGUGAGCUUUCACGGCUCGCCCCAAAUACCGACUCCAAACAUGGACGUCCUGGCCGCCGACGGGAUUAUUUUGAACAACUACUACGUGCAGCCUGUGUGCACUCCUUCACGAGCCGCUCUGAUGACGGGCCUCUACCCUAUCCACACCGGCAUGGAGACUUCAGUCAUACAAAUAGGCGAGCCAUGGGGACUGCCACUACGUCUCAGGCUGAUGCCUCAGUACUUGAAGGACCUCGGUUACCAAACGCACAUGAUUGGAAAGUGGCACCUUGGCUACUACACAGAACAGUACGUGCCCACUGCCCGCGGAUUCGACACCUUUUACGGCUACUACAAUGGCGAAGAAGACUACUACAACCACACCCUCCCUGUGCCGCAGUGGCACCUUGGCUACUACACGGAACAGUACGUGCCCACUGCCCGCGGAUUCGACACCUUUUACGGCUACUACAAUGGCGAAGAAGACUACUACAACCACACCCUCCCUGUGCCGCAGUGGCACCUUGGCUACUACACGGAACAGUACGUGCCCACUGCCCGCGGAUUCGACACCUUUUACGGCUACUACAAUGGCGAAGAAGACUACUACAACCACACCCUCCCUGUGCCGCAGAGCUCGCAAGUCGGCCUCGACUUCUGGCUCAACAAUGAGCCACUCAGGAAUGAGACGGGCCAGUAUUCGACCACGCUGUUCGGCAAACAAGCAGUCAAGUUGAUUCAGGAGCGGGAUCCGAAAAAGCCGCUAUUUCUAUACCUGUGUUACCAAGCGCCCCAUGGAGGCAUUCCAGUUGAUCUGCAAGCGCCAAGUGAGAACGUCGACAAAUUCCCCUACAUCGGAGAAAAGAACCGAACGAUAUUCGCAGGUAUGAUGGACGCAUUGGACCAGUCUGUGGGCAACGUCCUCGAGGCACUGCAGCAGGAGCGCAUGCUGGACAACUCGAUCAUAGUGUUCAGCAGCGACAAUGGAGGCUUGCCGUGGGGCAGCCACGCCAGCCGUGGCUUCAACUGGCCCUUGCGGGGCGCAAAGACCACCCUGUGGGAAGGAGGCACACGGGCAUCCGCAUUCAUCUGGUCGCCCCUAAUCAGCCGCAGUCGCAGGGUCUCGCACCAGCUCAUGCACAUCGUCGACUGGCUUCCCACGCUCUACAGAGCCGCUGGCGGAAAUCCGUCAAAGAUGAGGAACCUCGACGGCCACGAUAUGUGGCUGCACCUGUGUGCCGACCUGCCUCUCCCGCGUACAGAGAUGCUGUACAACAUCGAUCCAGUGGGCAGCACGGCGGCACUGCGCUACCGCGAUUACAAGCUGGUGCUGGGCGUCUCGUCCGGCGGAAUGUACGACCAGAGGUUCCAGACGCCCGGAAACUCUCGACCUUAUUCGGACCUGGACCGCCUGAUGGCAGAGUCUAAGGCAGCGCGCGUACUGCGAGAAUUCUACAACACGGGUGCCUUCCUCUUUCCCAGCCAGUGGCGCCAGAGGGCCACGCUCCACUGCGGCCCCACGAAAAUCUCGAACUUCGUGGGAGGUGACCCGCCCUACCUGUUCGACUUGUCCAGGGAUCCGUGCGAGCAGCACAACCUGGCACCUGACAACCGCGAGCUGCUGUCCGUGCUCAUUCGGAAACUGGCGAGCUAUGCCGUCACAUCGGUGGCGCCACGCAACAAGCCCGUAGACCGGAGGUCCUUCCCGCAGUAUCACAACGGUACCUGGGCACCUUGGGGGAACGUCGCAUCUAUUUAG